CAUUGACAAUUGUUAAUUAAGAAAUUUACAAAACACUAGCGAGGAGCAUUAAAAAUUGACACAAGUUGCUUACAAGAUUGUUAUCUUUUGUGAUUUUAAGUUCCAAUAGAACAAACACAUUAUUAAAACCUUAGCUUAAAUAUAGUUAGCACUUUUACAUUAAAAUGGCUUUAGCUUUACAGAGACGCGCGAAUGUCCGAUUGCCUCCUGAAGUAAAUAGGAUACUUUAUGUGAGAAACUUACCAUACAAAAUAUCAGCUGAAGAAAUGUAUGAUAUAUUUGGAAAAUAUGGUGCAAUUCGACAAAUUCGAGUCGGAAACACGCCGGAGACAAGGGGAACAGCAUUUGUUGUGUAUGAAGAUAUAUUUGAUGCAAAAAAUGCAUGUGAUCAUUUGUCUGGAUUCAAUGUAUGCAACAGGUAUUUAGUUGUAUUGUACUACAGAUCAAACAAAGCCUUCAAGGGAAUGGAUAUAGAGAAGAAGCAAGAAGAGAUAGACACAUUGAAAAAGAAAUAUGGUAUAUCAAGUGAAGAUCUACGUAAAUAAUAUAUUAUUAUUUCUUGUUUUCAAUGUCAUAUAACAUUUAUUCUGGAGGUGGCCAGUUGAGCUACAAAAAGGGAUUUCAUGGAAAUUAUAUUGAUUUAUCUAAACUUGGACCUAAGAGAACUAAGCACUUCUGUAACUAGAUCUAUUUGUCUUACCAUUUCAGAUAGCAAGUC
Molecule: messenger RNA, 718 nt
Organism: Papilio machaon (common yellow swallowtail)
Lineage: Eukaryota; Metazoa; Arthropoda; Insecta; Lepidoptera; Papilionidae
Gene: Sf3b6
Product: splicing factor 3B subunit 6
Exons: 3
Coding region: 165-545 (126 amino acids)
Cellular component (GO): cytoplasm; ribonucleoprotein complex; nucleus
Molecular function (GO): mRNA binding
Source: RefSeq, a predicted model, not a curated record